This is a messenger RNA of Closterium sp. Naga37s-1, 554 nucleotides long. The record is from the annotation of a GenBank genome assembly. Lineage: Eukaryota; Viridiplantae; Streptophyta; Zygnematophyceae; Desmidiales; Closteriaceae.
GCGUGGGACAGACGGCUUAUCUAGGCCCACCUGCCGGCCUCCCGCAAUUCCUCGCCUCUCUUCGAAGCCCCGUCCCGGAAGGCUCGAACAGCACAGAGCAUGGCUUGGAUGUCAUGGCCGUGUUGCAAGCCCAGGGUGUUACCGACAUCCAGGCCUACGCCCAAGCCUGCCGGGAAGGCGUGGCCGACCCUGUGGCGGCGGCUCGGAAACCGUUGGAGGCUCCACAUGAUACGGUUGAUCCAAAGUCUUCCAAGGAAAUGUCUGCCUGUGGACGGGUGGGGAAUGAGGAAGAGACAAAGGGCAAGGAAUUUGCAAACGGAUGGUUCCGGGAGCUGUGGGUGCUGACGAGGAGGGCCACAACCAACAUCAUGCGCACUCCUGCACUGUACCUGCUGAGGCUGGCGCUCAUCCUUAUCGCGGGUCUGCUUCUAUCGAUUCUGUUCUGGAGGCCAGCGGAAACGCCCGAGGGACUUGUGAUUCGGCUGUCCUUCCUGUCAUGCGCCAGCGGCAUUGUAUUCUACUCCUCGUGCGACGCUGUCCCAAUAUUCAUCGAG